AUGUCCCGUGUUCUCGUAACAGGAGCCUCUGGUUUCCUUGCUAUGCAUGUUGUCAAACAACUACUCGAUUCAGGUGAAUACAUCGUACGAGGAACAGUGCGAAGUCUUGCAAACGAGAAAAAGGUCAAACCCUUGAACGAGCUGUCUCCGGAAAACGCAAAAUAUCCACUCGAAUUGGUCGAAGCAGAUCUUACAAAGAAAGAAACUUGGGUCGAGUGAGUAAUGUAGUCGCUAACUAUACAACUAAGCAUUUCUUUAUAUUUUCCUGUUGUUUGUGUUAUGUCCUUUUCGUGCAGUUUAUACCGGUUUUUUAUGCAGAUUAUUGUAAUAUUCAAUAUCCCACAUGAAAUCAAUCUUAAUUUAAUUUGCUGAGUCACACCACGCUAUAUUUUGUCGAUGAAAAUAACGGGUAAAAUUAGUAAAUUGUACUAGUCAAGUCUUCACAGGAAGUAUUUUAUAAAGUGUGAAAAAUAUGAAAUAACAACGAAAUACAAGAGUUUUGUAAAAAUUCUACAUACAUAACCCCUGCGUUGUUGUUUACAAAUUUUUAUUUGCCGUUCUUUCAUUCGUGCAGAAAAUUUAUGCUAAAUUUUGUAAUUACAAUGAAAUAUGAUAUAUUAGUGUACACAAAAGCCCGGGCACAAAAAGUUAAAAAACAACAUUUUCUUUGUUUUCGCUCAGAAAUCAAAACUAUGUAAAGCAAUAUGUGGUCAUAUACGUAUAAAGAAAUAGAAAAUUUUUUUCUUGGUUCGAGGCAGUUAUGCAAACCUAAGAGAAAGUCGGGGGCAGUUAUGCAAACCCUAGAGAAGGUCGGGAGUUUGCAUAACUUUCAAAAAUUAUCCCAGUGAAUUAGUUCUAUCAGGAGAGAAUGAGGGAUUCUCGGUUCCAUACAACAAAGGUAUCUCGCGAAACCCGGCGGUGGCCAGAAGAGAGACCGGGAGUUCAUACACGAGGUUUGUUACAAGAACAGGAAAGCCCCCGAGCACAUACUUACUAAACUAGCCUGCGUGGCAGGCGUUCAACAGGGAAGAGGAAAGGAAUUUGGGCUCACGAGCGCUGGCGGAGACAAGACAGGGGAAGAACGUGUUCCCUCCCUCCCCUCGCGCACCCUUUACGUUUUUCGCCCGCCUGAAGUCCCCUUCCUCUUCCUUUCUCAAACGCCUGUCUCCCAGGCUAUUUCUUAACUAGUUCCAGAGAGAAAUGGUUUCCCUGCUUCCCAUUGGCUUGUCUCUUUGACCUCCGAAGCCGUUGUCACGAAGUUUGGGGUGGAGAAGGCGAGAGAACGGCUCGUUCUUCUCGGUGAAGUCAUCGUGCGAAAGUGUAUUCCAGUUCCAACUGGAACUCCAAGGGACUAGGAUACUGACUACGGUAAUAACAUUAAUUACAUUACUUCCAGAGCAAAAUGACUCGCUUGAAAGGUCCCGACACUUUGGAUCUUCACUGUAGUCUUAUAGCGCCUUCCAGCUAUUUUAUACCGUGUAACUGAUCGUCUGUUCGUCACUGACAGGGCUGUUAAAGACUGUACCUAUGUCAUUCACGUGGCGUCACCCUUCCCAGCGCAGAAUCCAAAAGAUGAGAUCCUUCACUAUCCUGGGCGCCACCUGCCUUGUUUUUCGCACGAACUUCGAACACGGUUUUGGUUCCCACCUCACUUUUCUCAACACGAAUGUUCGAGGACUGCUGCGAUUUAUUGUAAGAGUUGAUCUUCAUUUAGUCACCUAUAAAUAGUCCGUUUCCACUUUCCAGUGAACAGUGACACCAACUUAAGGCGUGGAUACAGUGAUUUGUACAUAGGAGACCCAAGGGCCCGGCCUCGAGCUCCCUAUGAGAGCUCUGAGCAACUAUACCCCACUUUAGACCUGGCUAACUAAUUUUUCAUACGGCAACAAUUAUAAGACGUUAUAUGAGAGUUAUUCUUUUCCCUUAGUAAAUGAGCAAAAUAGAUUUCCUUUUUAAGUUUGCCUCAAACAUUUUCGUGUGUUCAUACGCUGAUCCGCCUGGGUACAUGGUUGAAAAACCGCCGCUGAAGAAAAUGGUAUUAAAAAGUGCCUAAGAGGCUUGAAACGCAGUGAGCACACAAAUUAAGUUACAUUUUUCCGCCGAAGCCUUAAAAUUGUGUGUACCGCUGGAGUGCCCUGCGAGCAGUGGUUUCAAUUCUACUACAGGCAGAACUCUUGCUACGAAGCGCCUUCCAGUGCCACGGGACGAAUAAAUUAACCUUGAACUGGUAAAGCCUGUUUAAAAACAAGUUAAGGCUGUAAAUGAAUGUUGUUUGUUUCUAGCUGGUCGAGUCAGCGAAGACGGCCAUGUUUUUACCGAGGAGGACUGGUCCUCACUGGAGAACAGUCUCCCGUAUGAGAAGAGCAAGCACUUGGCUGAGAAAGCAGCAUGA
Messenger RNA from Porites evermanni, 2392 nucleotides. Lineage: Eukaryota; Metazoa; Cnidaria; Anthozoa; Scleractinia; Poritidae. The record is from the annotation of a GenBank genome assembly.